Messenger RNA from Scatophagus argus, 2032 nucleotides. RefSeq names its product U2AF homology motif (UHM) kinase 1 (gene uhmk1). The record is from RefSeq and is a predicted model, not a curated record. Gene Ontology annotation, molecular function: ribonucleoprotein complex binding; ATP binding; RNA binding. Gene Ontology annotation, biological process: regulation of protein export from nucleus; peptidyl-serine phosphorylation; positive regulation of translational initiation. Bases 508 to 1860 code for a protein of 450 amino acids. The transcript is spliced from 10 exons. Gene Ontology annotation, cellular component: nucleus; neuronal ribonucleoprotein granule. Lineage: Eukaryota; Metazoa; Chordata; Actinopteri; Scatophagidae.
AAGAUGUACUGCAAACCUGCAAGGAGGUUGGUAGAAACGGAAGUAACGUUGAUAUCAACAACCUGAGUUGCAACUCAGGCAAAACUUUACUGUCGUUAUAACUAGCUUUUAAAGUUAUUAUAUUCGUCGCAAAUGCCGUAAUAAUAUCUUGUAUAUUAUGGAGGAAGCAUUUUCCUGUGAGCCGUGGAAGUGGUUUGUGUUUAUGCUGAAACUUAGUGGCUAAUUUAGUCAUUUUGAGCAGCCAAGUUAGCUAUCUUUUUGUCAGCUGACAAGAGUGAAUUCGUUUUGACAGCCUCGGUAAGCAAACAGUAGUCUAAUAUGCCCAGGUUUUGUUUUGUGUUUAGUUUUGAUAAGGUUGCGGGUGUAGCUGGAUUGCCUUCUCGCUGUUGUUGACACGUCCUGGUAGGUUUUUAUCUGGUGCUGAAAGUGCCCGGUUCGCAAUGCUCCUGCAGCUGCUCCCACCUGUCAACUAGCUGGCUCCUCCUGUCUCCCAUCUGCCGUCACCCAAUGGCUCACUGCGGCUCCUUAGAACCGAGCGCAAAGGUACAGGCAUCACGUCCGGAUAGCAUCAUGCCGCCGCAGGGUAGCGUAGACCAGAGCAUGAAGCCGGUAUUGUUCGAGAUCUUCGGCGAGAUAUGGACCGUCCAGUCGCGCCUCGGUCAGGGAGUCUCGGCCUCGGUGUACCGGGUCAGCUCAGGCAGAGCCACCACGGCCGCUGUCAAGGAGUUUCAGGCCGACACUCAGGGAGGAGAUUACGGGUAUCGUAAAGAGAAGUCCGUGCUGGAAGACAUCCAGGGACAUAAAAACAUCGUGACUCUGUACGGGGUGUUUACCAAUAGCUGUAUGGGUGCUGCCACGCGCUGCCUUCUGCUGGAGCUCUUGGAUGUCAGUGUGUCUGAGCUGUUGGUGAGGGGCAGCAGUGGUACCCAGGGUGGUAGACCCCAGCAGGGCCACUCCAUGUGGCUCGUCCAGCACUGUGCCAGAGACAUCCUGGAGGCGCUCACCUUCCUUCACAGGGAAGGGUACGUUCAUGCAGACCUCAAGCCACGCAACAUUCUGUGGAGCGCUGACGACGAGUGCUUCAAACUCAUCGACUUCGGCCUCAGCUUCAAAGAGGGAAACCAGGAUGUCAAGUACAUCCAGACAGACGGGUAUCGCGCUCCAGAGGCUGAGCUUCAGAACAGCCUCGCUCAGGCCGGGGUGGAGGUGGAAGGGGACUCUGGCUGCACUGCUGCUGUGGACCUGUGGAGCCUUGGCAUCAUCCUCUUGGAGAUGUUCUCAGGAAUCAAACUCAAAGACACAAUCCGCUCACAGGAGUGGAAGGAUAACAGUGCUGCCAUUGUAGACCAUAUUUUUGCAAGCAACAGUCUGCUGUGCCCUGCCAUCCCUGUUUAUCACCUCAGAGACCUUAUCAAAAGCAUGCUUCUCAACGACCCAAAGCAAAGAUGCACAGCUGAAACUGCCCUGCUGAGCCCAUUCUUCAGUAUUCCCUUUGCUCCUCACAUCGAGGAUCUGGUUCUGCUGCCCUCUCCUGUUCUGCGUUUGCUCAACCUGAUUGAUGACAGCCAUCUGCACAAUGAUGAAGAGUAUGAGGACAUCCUGGAGGACAUGAAAGAGGAGUGCCAGAAGUACGGCUCAGUGGUUUCUCUGCUCAUCCCCAAGGAAAACCCAGGGAAAGGACAGGUGUUUGUAGAGUAUGCCAACUCCAGUGACUCCAAAGAGGCUCAGAGGCUGCUGACGGGCCGCACCUUCGAUGGGAAGUUUGUCGUGGCCACCUUCUACCCUCUCAGCGCCUAUAAAAGAGAUAAUCCAUCCUCAGUGAGUAGUCCUGCUUCAGGAAAUGUCCCACAGCUGCAAUGAUUGUUACUUUUUGUUUAAACAAAAAAAUAUUAAGCACAAUAUGAGAAGGUCACUGUAUGCAAGACACAUACAACUGUGUGUGAAAAUAUGUGAGUUCAUGCUUUACAGUGAAUUGUGGCACUCAUGCUGUUGCGUUUAAGUAUCUCAUAAUAAAAAUGAUAUUAGAUUUGAA